GAGAGACACUGUAGCAACAGUAGCGCGAACACGCGCUUGUGCCAGCUUAAGUUUCAAUAGUGGAGUCCAACAGCCAGGAUUGUAAGUUCCUGGUGAUAGCAGUAGGAAAUGAAUUGCUAUUUGCUUCUCCUCCUCGGUGUGUUUGCUGCAACUUCAGCUUUGCAGCACAUUGAUCCAAUCAGUAAAAGUAGUGACAUGAGAUUGGUCGUUGUCUCUAAAGGUAUUGCGAUCCUACCUUGUGAUUUCAGAGAGGGUACACUCUCAACAAUACAAUACACAUGGACAAAAGACAACUUACCUCUUGAUGUUACAAACAAUGACCGCUUGGAAAUCACAGACGAAGGUAAUCUAGUUCUUAGAGAUGCAAAAGAAGAAGACAAUGGGGUAUAUGUGUGUAAAGCUGAGAAUGACAACAUAACCACUGAAGUUAAUGUUACACUUAUUGUUCUGGUGUCUGAUUCAGCACCUCAUUUUUCAAACUUUUCUCAGCCAAAUGAAACAAUUCAAAGAACUGUUGGAUCUUCAGUUAAAUUUGAGUGUCCUAUAGAAGGGCAUCCAACACCUGCAGUGACAUGGUUAAAAGACGGGAUGCAUAUGGACACAUCAAAUAUUGAUUCGACCUCAACAAUAAUGAAAUGGUCGAUAACAAUCAAGAACCUAAAACCCGAAAACUCAGGAAACUACACUUGUUUUGGUGCGAAUGAAUUCGGAAGUGUAAAUGCGACAUUUGUUCUUCAUGUCAUGUCUAGGAAUAGGACAAUGCUCUUGAACUCUACUCGCCCAGAUUUAUCUGUGUUUCAUCCCUUAAACACUACAGUAAAAUAUGGAUCAUCUGCUACAUUUCAAUGCAGAGUUAGAAGCGAAGCUCCCCCCAAUAUUCAGUGGUUGAAAAAAGUCGAGGACAGGGACUUAGCUAAGAUGAAAAAAGAAAAUCAUGAUAUCAUAAAAGUCCAGAAUGAAAACUACCGAAUUCUUCAAUCAUCUGAAGUUGUGGAAAGAUCUGAUGGCUCUUUUUUGAAUAAACUUACAAUUCCUGAAGUAUACGAAGCAGACAGUGGGAAGUAUAUUUGUUUAGGGGCAAAUUCAAUGGGCUACAGUUUCCGCAGUGCUUAUCUUACUGUUCUUCCAAGAGGACCACGGUCUUCCCCUUUGAGCUGGAAUCGAAGUGGUACUAUACAUCCUGGUCACCCUGGCUCUCUGUUAGUAGCUAUUCCAAUAACAUUAGGCGUUAUUGUAGGUGUUAUGGUUGCACUAGUUGUUUUAUGUCACCGUAGGAGGCUAGACACUUCCAUACAAUUAAAUGCCUCCGGUUAUGGAAAAAAUUAUAUUACUGCAAAGUGUGCUUCAACAACCACAACUACAGUUCUAGACAACUUUAGAGAAGACAAAAUCGAUAAUGGAAUGCUGUCUUCUGAUGAAGCUGAAGAUUAUAAAGAUGAAGCAACGCUCUUACAACAAAUGCAAUCUGAAGUCGAGCUUGAAGACAGUGGAGCAGUUGUCACUAAAAUAUGUUUAGAGCAAAACUUUUCCAACAAUUGCGAAAGUUGCUUGGAGAUGAGGAACGAAGUGUGAUAUGUAAUAUGGUGAAUCCAAUCUCCUCAACAUUUUGAAAAUUACGUCUGCAUGUUUAUUGUUUUAACCUGGAAGACUUACUUCUUGAUGUGUUUUAUUUUCCAAAAUAUUUAGAGCUCAAUUUUGUUUGGAUUGAAAAAUCACGCGUAAUAAUGCAUUGAGCUAAAAUAAGAAAAAAAAGUGUACUUAUCAAAAAAUCAACAUAACUACAGUUAAAUGAUAUUGUUAAUUGCGGUGUCUCAAAAUACGCAUUAUUCAUUAUCAUUCUUAACAUAAUAUAGAGUAAAUUAUUCUCAAUGCCAUAUACCAGAUAUUCCUUGGUGAAUAUGCUAAUUGUUACGCGUUAUUGCUUAUUUUGUUACAGUUAAUAAAUUUCAAUAAAACUUAAUUCUACUUUAUAUAAAAUACAAUUAUAUUUUCUUCAUCCAAAUAAUUUUUUAAAGAUGGCCCUGCAAUAUUGACUUAAAUUCUGUUUUUAUUGUUAUGAUUCGAUGCACAAUAGAGACCAUAUAAUAUUGAUGAAAACAGUUUUUAUUGCGCCAUGUUUACUCCAUCACAGAACAGAGAACUUAACCAGUUAGGUAUGUGCAUUAAAUCUUCGUUUCUUAAUUUAGACGGUAAACUUCUUUCCCGUUUUUCCACCUAGACCUACUUAACUUCUUAAGAUCUCUAUAUCAAUUUAAAAGUUUGAAUGAAAUACCAUAAAAAAACCACGUUUUAAAUGUUAACUAGCUAUUAAUCCUAAACAUUAAUUUUUCAUUCAUAUCAUUUAGAAAAAUUCCAAUUAUUUUCUUAUUAUUCUUAUUAUUAUUCUGAUUAUUUAUAGUAGAAA
This is a messenger RNA of Parasteatoda tepidariorum (common house spider), 2404 nucleotides long. RefSeq names its product fibroblast growth factor receptor-like 1. NCBI's taxonomy places the organism in Eukaryota, Metazoa, Arthropoda, Arachnida, Araneae, Theridiidae. The record is from RefSeq and is a predicted model, not a curated record.